Messenger RNA from Penicillium expansum, 945 nucleotides. RefSeq lists its product as uncharacterized. The transcript has a single exon. Bases 1 to 945 code for a protein of 314 amino acids. The record is from RefSeq and is a predicted model, not a curated record. NCBI's taxonomy places the organism in Eukaryota, Fungi, Ascomycota, Eurotiomycetes, Eurotiales, Aspergillaceae.
AUGCCGGGUUGUUGUCGAUGGAAUUGUUUCGGCCUCUGCCGCCGCCCCCGCACCUCCCCCAGUUUUGGCCCUCGCCCUUCCGGCGAUGCUCCUAUAGAACUCCGAGUUAUACCUCGCCCUACUCCGGCAGCCCUACCCAUCCCCGACCCUGUUGUCCCUGUCGAUAAUCCCGUUUCCAUAUCUUCUCAGCCUGGUGCUUCCCCAUCCGUUAACCCAAAUGAUUAUCAGUACGGCGAGCGCGAGAUGUGGGGACACUUGCGACAAAGAUGGAUCGAUGAUGCAAACGAGCCUAACUGUACAGUGCAGCCACCAAAUUUUGAAUUUAGAAAGUUGACCCACGCUAAACACCGGUCCGAAAGAUGGACAUCAAAUUUCAACCGCUGGAUCUCAAGGCCCCCGACCCUUCAAAGGGACCUCGAGGGUUGUGGUCUCCCUGUAGGUAACGAAGAUUAUCAUGAUGUUAAAAUAUCGAAGAACUCGGUCUUUGAGCACUCUAAAAGAGGAAGGGGAACUAACUUUUAUCAUAUCUCGACUGCAAUGGGAGUUAUUAUCUUGAGAAAUGUUGACAGAUACGAUGGACCUUGGUGGAGCCAGAUUGCCCUCGCACAGUACGAUAUUCACUUCGCCCGGAAUAUCUUGAGACACAUCUACCUCGAAAACGUUAUCAACGCGGAUACCAGAGACUUUAUACAAACGAUUUGGGUGAAAACUCAACCACCUAAUUCCCAGGGGUUUCAGCCAUCUCCAGCAUCAGUAAAUCAAGUGACCUGGAACUUUGAUACCCCCGAGUAUAAGGCCAUUCUAGGCACAGAGCUUGGGAAGGGGGUGGCUGCUAUUGUUUUGUCGGCAUUUCCCAGAGGUACACAUCGUAUCACCGGAAUCGUGGUCUGGAAGAAGUCUAUCAUGCAGAUACGAUUUGAUAUCGAAAACAAAGCUUACAUUUAA